Messenger RNA from Yamadazyma jaroonii, 696 nucleotides. NCBI's taxonomy places the organism in Eukaryota, Fungi, Ascomycota, Pichiomycetes, Serinales, Debaryomycetaceae. The record is from the annotation of a GenBank genome assembly.
AUGGACUCAUUUAAUUUACCUACGACAGCUAAAAAGGCAAGUGCAUUCACAGGUCCCAAUUCAUUAUCAAUUCCUCAAAGUUUGAAUGAAGAUUUAAAGAAAGAAGAAUUAGAUAUCAUAGAACCCAAAACAGAAGACAAUGAAGGUUCUGCUUUAGGUAUUGUGCCUACCUUACAGAAUAUUGUCGCCACUGUAAAUUUGGAUUGUAGAUUGGAUUUAAAAACUAUCGCGUUACAUGCUAGAAAUGCUGAAUACAAUCCUAAGCGUUUUGCUGCUGUCAUUAUGAGAAUCAGAGAUCCAAAAACCACCGCAUUAAUCUUCGCUUCUGGUAAGAUGGUUGUUACCGGGGCAAAAUCUGAAGAUGAUUCUAAAUUAGCAUCAAGAAAGUAUGCAAGAAUUAUACAAAAAUUGGGUUUUAACGCUAAAUUCACUGAUUUCAAGAUUCAGAAUAUUGUCGGAUCUUGUGAUGUUAAAUUCCCAAUCAGAUUAGAAGGUUUAGCUUUCUCCCAUGGUACUUUCUCGUCUUAUGAACCUGAAUUGUUUCCUGGUUUAAUUUAUAGAAUGGUUAAACCUAAAAUCGUAUUAUUGAUUUUCGUUUCUGGUAAAAUUGUUUUAACAGGUGCAAAACAAAGAGAAGAAAUUUAUGCAGCUUUCGAAGCUAUUUAUCCCGUUUUAAGUGAAUUCAAGAAAAGUUAA